Triticum aestivum (bread wheat) is the source of this 480-nucleotide messenger RNA. RefSeq names its product UDP-glycosyltransferase 79A2-like. NCBI's taxonomy places the organism in Eukaryota, Viridiplantae, Streptophyta, Magnoliopsida, Poales, Poaceae. The record is from RefSeq and is a predicted model, not a curated record. The transcript is spliced from 2 exons. The coding region runs from base 1 to 480 and encodes 159 amino acids. Gene Ontology annotation, molecular function: UDP-glucosyltransferase activity.
AUGAUCUACAUUCCAGGCCAGAAGUCAUCAUAUUACGAGCUCGAGGAGCGGUGGGCCAAGUGGCUCUCCUCCUUCCCGGACAGCGUCGUCGUGUUCGCCUCCUUCGGGAGCGAGACGUUCCUCCCAGCCGCCGCCGCCGCGGAGCUCCUCCUGGGCCUGGAAUCCACCAACCGGCCGUUCUUCGUCGUGCUCAACUUCCCCAAGUGCACGGACACCGAGGCGGAGCUAGCCAAGUGCACGCCGCCGGGGUUCGCCGAGAGGACCAAGGUCAGGGGCGUGGUGCACACGGGGUGGGUGCAGCAGCAGCACAUACUGCAUCACCGCGCUGUGGGCUGCUUCGUGAACCACGCCGGGCUGAGCUCCGUGGUGGAGGGGCAGGGGCUCGUGGCCAGCUGCCGGCUGGUGCUGCCGCCGAUGAAGGGCGACCAGUACCUCAACGCAUCUCCUCCUUCCUCGCCUUCGCCGUCGUCCAAGUCCUAA